CCAUGAUUCCGUACUUUCCAAGAUGGCGACUGAAGAGGAGAAAGAAGCGGGGUGCAAACCUGUAUUCGCUCCGGAGGAGUUUAAGGGUUACCCGACGCAGCCCAGCCCCCCCAGCUCGGCGCCCAGCACCCCCCUACACCAACCCCCCGUCUACACCGAGGAGGACUACAAAACCUUCGACAUCAUCCGAGCAACGCAGUACGGAGUGAUUGACAGGUGUCAUGAACUGGUUGAAGCCGGUUUCGAUGUCCGCACGCCGGACCAGGAGAACGUCACGGUUCUGCACUGGGCGGCGAUCAACAACCGCCUGGAACUGGUCAAGUACUACAUCAGCAAGGGAGCGAUCAUCGAUCAGCUUGGGGGGGAGCUGAACUCCACACCUCUGCACUGGGCCGUCCGGCAGGGCCACAUGGCCAUGUCAGUGUUACUCAUGCAGUAUGGGGCCAACCCUGCACUGCUGGACGGGGAAGGUUGUGCCUGUCUCCACCUGGCUGCCCAGUUCGGACACACAUCGAUAGUUGCGUACCUGCUGGCCAAAGGACAGGAUGUGGACAUGAUUGACCAGAACGGCAUGACAGCGCUCAUGUGGGCCACUUACAGGACAUAUGGCACGGACCCGACCCGCCUCCUCCUGACGUUUAACGCGAGCGUGAACCUGGGAGACAAGUAUCACCGGAACACGGCGCUGCACUGGGGCGUCAUCUCCGGGAACACCAACGUCAUCACACUACUCAUCCAGCACGGAACCAACCUCAACGCACAGAACGACAGGGGGGAAACUCCGCUGGACAUCGCCGUGGCGAAGCGGAACCAGUGGAUCACUCAGCGUCUGCAGAAGGCUCGGGAGGAGAAGGGGCUCGACAGCACCCCCCUCAUGCAGAGGAUCAAGUCUGAUCAGCGUAUCAGCCGCUAUGUGACGGUGUUUUUUGACAGCAGUUUCCAGACGACCAUCCCCGUAGCGAUCUACCUAGCAACCAAAUUCUGGAUGUACGUCACCUGGUUCGGCUGGUUCGGACCCUAUGUGUCUGACCUUGAGGUGCGGCUGCCGUUCCUGGUGAACACGGCGUUCCUGAUGUACAACUUCUACCGCUGCUGGCGCGCCGACCCGGGGGUUGUCAACAACACAGCCGAGCAGAGGAAAAACACGAUAAUCGAGCUUGCUGAGAAGGGAAACCUGAACCUGCACGAGCUCUGCAGCACCUGUGUGGUGAGGAAACCCAUCCGCUCCAAACACUGCUCCAUCUGCAACAGGUGCAUCGCCAAGUUCGACCACCACUGCCCCUGGGUGGACAACUGCGUGGGUGUGGGGAACCAUCACUACUUCCUGGGGUACCUGUUCUUCCUUCAGGGGAUGAUCAGCUGGUGCAUAUACGGCACUUUCACUUACUGGAGUCACCACUGUGGGCUGAGUCUGUCCCGGCUGGGUUUCUGGGCCUACGUGGGUUCUGCCGGGCACUGCUCACCGUGGGUCAUGUGGAUCUUCCUUAACGCCCUGCUGCAUUUUACCUGGGUCGGAAUCCUGCUGGUCUGCCAGGCGUACCAGAUUUUCUGGGUUGCCAUGACGACCAACGAGCGGAUGAACUGUAAGAGAUACAAACACUUCCUGUCCAGUAAUGGAGACAUCAGGAGCCCCUUCAAUUUCGGGGUGAUCCAGAACAUAUCGGAUUUCUUUAACCUGCGGAUUCCGGGGCUGGCGCGGCCGCACGUGGUCGACUGGCGACAACAGUACAGUGUCAACAUCCGCGAACAGCCGGCCGACAAGGCCUACCAGUUCGUAUAACAUCGGAACAACCGGCCCACAGGGCCUACCAGUUCG
Messenger RNA from Branchiostoma floridae (Florida lancelet), 1816 nucleotides. Its product is annotated as palmitoyltransferase ZDHHC17-like. NCBI's taxonomy places the organism in Eukaryota, Metazoa, Chordata, Leptocardii, Amphioxiformes, Branchiostomatidae. The record is from RefSeq and is a predicted model, not a curated record. Gene Ontology annotation, molecular function: protein binding; palmitoyltransferase activity. Gene Ontology annotation, biological process: protein palmitoylation. Gene Ontology annotation, cellular component: Golgi membrane.